AUUGGAUAAACCCCCCCCUCUCCAACAUUUCCACUCACACAAAUUACACACCCUCUAAAAAAAUCCAUAAUAUCAAAACAAACUAAUCCCCAUUGAAGAAGAAGAAGAAGAAGCUCAAGCUCUCAUCUCGCCAUGGCCAACAUGAUAAUGGCCUCGUCCAAGGUCCCAAUCUCCUCGGCGGCCCCUUCCCCCAUUGCCAAGCCCAAGCUCCUCCCCGUCCAAAUCUCCAUCCCAAAGCUCACCAAACCCCUCCUCCUCCAAUCCCUCAAAUCCCUGUCCCUAAUCGCCGCCACCUCCCUCACCGUCGCGCCGCCGUCCCUCGCCGCCGAGAUCGAGAAGGCGGCGCUCUUCGACUUCGACCUGACCCUGCCGAUCCAGGCCGUCCAGUUCCUCCUCCUCAUGGUGGCCCUCGACAAGAUCUACUACUCGCCGCUCGGUAAGUUCAUGGACGAGCGCGACGCCGACAUCAGGGAGAAGCUGGGGAGCGUGAAGGACACGUCGGCGGAGGUGAAGCAGCUGGAGGAGCAGGGCGUGGCGAUCAUGAGGGCGGCGAGGGCGGAGAUAUCGGCGGCGCUGUCGAAGAUGAAGAAGGAGACGCAGGCGGAGGUGGAGGUGAAGCUGGCGGAGGGGAGGAAGAAGGUGGAGGCAGAGUUGCAGGAGGCCUUGGGGAAACUGGAGGAGCAGAAGGAGGAGACCUUGAAGUCCUUGGACGCCCAGAUUGCUAAUCUCAGUGACCAAAUUGUCAAGAAGGUUCUUCCUCUGUGAUAGCAGAGUCAAAAAGAGUUCUAUAUGUAAUGUAAGAAUUGAAUAUAUUUGUGUAUGGUUUUGGGGACCAUGUCCAGGUUAAAUGAAAAAUUACUGUGCUUCUUCUUAUUGCUGUAAUCAAUAUUCUUUCUUGAUUUUGUUCUGGCUUUUCAA
Messenger RNA from Rosa chinensis, 918 nucleotides. Its product is annotated as ATP synthase subunit b', chloroplastic. Lineage: Eukaryota; Viridiplantae; Streptophyta; Magnoliopsida; Rosales; Rosaceae. Bases 133 to 765 code for a protein of 210 amino acids. Gene Ontology annotation, biological process: proton motive force-driven ATP synthesis. Gene Ontology annotation, molecular function: proton transmembrane transporter activity. The transcript has a single exon. The record is from RefSeq and is a predicted model, not a curated record.